Triticum dicoccoides is the source of this 3474-nucleotide messenger RNA. Its product is annotated as disease resistance protein RGA5-like. The coding region runs from base 323 to 3013 and encodes 896 amino acids. The transcript has 4 exons. NCBI's taxonomy places the organism in Eukaryota, Viridiplantae, Streptophyta, Magnoliopsida, Poales, Poaceae. Gene Ontology annotation, molecular function: ADP binding. The record is from RefSeq and is a predicted model, not a curated record. Gene Ontology annotation, biological process: defense response to other organism.
GCCAUCUCUUCUUCCUCUCCGCGUUGGUCCUUCUCAACCAUCCAUCCACGCUGCUGCUGUUUCUUCUCCACCAUCUCACCCCCCCCUGCUGUUGCUGCUGCUGCACCUACGUCGGCUGCUCUUCUUCCAUCUACCCGUUGAAAGCCUGCUGCUGCUUCGUUGCUUCACCUGCCUGCACUCUCAGGUGGAUCUAAAGCAGGCUGCAUGGAAGCUGUUUCAGUUAAUCACUCCAAGCUCGCCCUUUCAAGUUAAUCACUCUUCCAGCUCAGGUGCAGUGCAGUCAUAAAUAGAGAAGCCAAGAUAGAUCCUUGUCCAGCCAGAUAUGGCUGGAAUAGUUGUGAGCGCUUCAAUUGGGGUGAUGAACCCUCUCCUUCGUAAGCUGGCCACCCUGAUGGGGGAGGAGUUCGCCAAGCUAAAGAACCUGAGGAAGGAGGUUAAGUACAUCAGCGAUGAGCUUAGCAGCAUGAAGGAUGCUCUAGAGAGACUUGAGGAUGUGGAUGAGCUGGAUGUACAGACCGCAAGAUGGAGGGAUGCAGUCAGGGAGAUGUCAUAUGACAUCGAGGAUAUUAUCGAUGACUUCAUGUGCAAAAUUGGGGAGAAGAACAAAAAAUCUGGGUUUGUCCACGACACCAUUCAACGCCUCAGAACAUCAAGGGCACGUCAUCAGAUUGCUGGCCAGAUUGAGGACAUCAAGAAACUCGUGCGUGAAACAAGUGCACGUCGUGAGAGGUAUAAGGUCGAUGUCCCCACAUCACACAAUGUGGCUGUUGACCAACGGGUUGUCGCACUCUAUGAGGACGCAGCUAAACUUGUUGGUCUGGAGGGCCCAACCAACAAGGUUGUCAGUUGGCUAAAAGAUGAGAAGAAGCAGUUGAAGGUUGUAUCAAUUGUUGGUUUUGGAGGUUUAGGUAAAACAACACUCGCAAAUGAGGUUUACCAUAAGCUGAAGGCGGAAUUUCAGUGUGGUGCAUUUGUAUCAGUGUCUCAAAAGCCAAAUGUUCCAAAACUUCUGCAUAGUUUAUUAACCCAACUUGGGUGUGGACAAUCUUUUCAUGGUUGUCAUUUAAAUGUUCUUCUCGACCAAGUCAGAGAAAAUCUAAAAAACAAGAGGUAUUUCAUCAUCAUUGAUGAUCUAUGGGAUGUAUCAGCAUGGAGUAUUAUUAAAUGUGCUUUCCUAGAAAAUAAUCUUGGUAGUAGAUUAAUAGUAACUACAAGAAUCAAGAAUGUGGCAGAGGCAUGUUGUUUCGGUCAUCACGAGCGCAUUCUAGAAAUGAAACCUCUUAGUGAAAAGGACUCAAGGAAAUUGUUUUUUGAUAGGACAUUUUGCUCUGAAGAAGCUUGCCUAGGACAACUCAGAGAUAUUUCAGUGGAGAUUCUCAAGAAAUGUGGUGGUUUGCCACUUGCAAUCAUUAGCAUAUCCAGCCUGUUAUCAAGUGAAUGUUCCGACCAAAAGGAGAGGUGGAAACGUGUACGAGAUUAUUUGCGGGUAGUGUCAGACACAAAUCUCACCUUGGAAGCAAUGAGACAGAUCUUGAACCUUAGCUAUAAAAAUCUUCCUCGUUACCUCAAGACAUGUUUCUUGUAUCUUGGUAUGUUUCCAGAGGACUAUGAAAUACGGAGGUUUGACUUGGUAAGACUAUGGAUUUCAGAAGGUUUCAUUAGUAAAGAACGUGGACAAAGCCUAGAACAGACGGGAAUAAGUUAUUUCAAUGAGCUUGUCAACAGGAGCCUUAUUCAACCUGUAUGGAUUGAAAGGGAUGGGUCAGUGAUAACUUGCAAAGUACAUGAUAUGUUGUUGGAUCUUAUCUUGUACAAGUCUGCAGAAGAGAACUUUAUCACUGUAGUAGAUAACUUAGAGUCCAUUACAAGACAGCUUCAAAAGCCCCGUCGGAUGCUCUUCAACUUGGAUGGUGCAACACUGCCACGGGAUGUUAGUAUGUCACAAGUGCGAUCAUUUGCAAAUUGGAGAGGCUCCAUGAAUAUACCUUCUCUGGCAGAGUUCAAGUAUCUUCGAGUUUUUAAAGCUGACUUCAGUUCUAGCUUUGCUGAUGACAACUGCAAAAUCGACCUGACAGGAUUGUGUAAGUUGUAUCAGCUGCGACAUAUACAGAUUCGUGGCUGUUGGAACUGCCAGCUACCAACCCAAAUUAGAGGGUUACAGAUGUUGGAAACAUUCCAUAUAGAUGGGUCCUGUGUCCCAAUGGAUAUUUUUCUCCUGCCGUGUUUGUUGUCUCUGCGUGUUUCAAUUGAUAUAAGGCUGCCUGAGGGCAUUGGUGAAAUGAAAUCCCUACAACAUCUGUGUCCGUUUGACACGAUGCACACCUCACUCGACAAUAUCAAGGGCCUAGGGAAGCUCACCAAUCUGAGUUUUCUAGUUCUCAAAACCGGUUUAUCUGAAGAAGUGGACAUGGAUGCUCUAAACUCUUCUUUGGCAAAACUUUGUAACCUCGAGUUGCUGCGCAUAUCUUCAGAAGAUUCUUGGAUACCUGACGCACUAACCUUGUCACCUCCUCCCUCCAACCUUGUGACACUCCUCAUGGAGAAAAGGUCCCACGUCCCUAACUGGAUUGGAGAAUUACAUAACCUCCAGACCUUGGAACUCACUGUAGAGAAGCUGGACAAGGAUGGUGUUGGUAUUCUUGCAGAGUUACCAGCCCUCAUCAACCUGGAAUUAAUGUUUGAUAGAGCCCUGGAUGGAACAAUUGCCAUCGAUGGGACGGCAUUCGCACACCUAAAGCGGUUUCGGAUUUGCUGCAACAACAUGCCACACUUGACCUUCCAAGCUGGGGCAAUGCCUAAGCUGCAGACCCUCUCUGUGUGGUUGAGAGCCAAUGGGUGGAAUCAGGACGAGAACGCCGCACCUACAGGUAUGGAACACUUGUCAGCACUCGAAAGAAUCUCUGUGAGGAUCGGGAGUGAUACUGAAUCUGAAAAGAGAAGCGCAGAGUCUGCCAUUAGGAGCGCUAUCAACAUGCAUCCCUACCAUGCUCACAUUAGAAUAAAAAUAUGGUGACUGGCGUAUGAUAAUCCUUGCUGUCAGCCACAACCAACAGCUGGUAUGUCCGAAUUUCCACCUCCAACUCAAUUCUCGCAUUAGAUGAUGGAAUAUCAAGCGAUCACUUUAGGUGAUUCUGUAAAUAUCCGAAAUAUCGAGCUAUCAAUUUGCUUUGUGCAGCUACUUCUGUCAUCGAACCGUUUCUCCUUCGUCUGCAAGAUGAUGCAUGAUCACGUACGCUUUGCUUGGGUUUCUCCUGUAUAUUGUAAUAAGGCUUGAUGGUGGGCAGGAGUUGGCACUUGUUUGUCGCUCCAUGCUUGACUAGCCCGUGAUUCUGUAUACUACUAGUUACUGUUGUGUGUGUGUAUCUUGUGCCUCUUAAAUACAUGAAACUGAAUGUUUCUUAUUUGUAUUCAGCUGAAUAUUUAUUCCUUUGUAGUACCGUUUGCAUUUCUGGAAGGGACAAUUGAGCUGUUGUA